Messenger RNA from Strongylocentrotus purpuratus (purple sea urchin), 981 nucleotides. RefSeq names its product E3 ubiquitin-protein ligase TRIM13-like. Gene Ontology annotation, cellular component: nucleoplasm; chromatin. The record is from RefSeq and is a predicted model, not a curated record. Gene Ontology annotation, biological process: positive regulation of DNA-templated transcription. The coding region runs from base 1 to 981 and encodes 326 amino acids. The transcript has a single exon. Gene Ontology annotation, molecular function: ubiquitin-protein transferase activity; zinc ion binding. Lineage: Eukaryota; Metazoa; Echinodermata; Echinoidea; Camarodonta; Strongylocentrotidae.
AUGGCUACUUCCUUGAAGCAGGCUGUCCAUAAGAACCUCGAGUGUCCUGUCUGCCUGAGCUUCUUCAAGGAUCCCAAGAACCUGGCCUGCUCCCAUACCUUCUGCAAGGGUUGUCUUGAGACUCUGCUGGAGUCUCAUGGGAACAAGGACCUUCUGUUGUGUCCUACAUGCAGGGGGGAGACUUCGGUUCCUGGUGGAGACGUGGGUAGACUGCAAUCAAACAUAACAGUCAGAUCACUUGUUGAGGAUGUGAAAACCCAGGCCAAAGUCUGUUUCAGAGGUAAUCAAGAAGAUAAAUCAUUGGAAAGAAAAUGGAGCAAAUGUAAAAAACAUCCAAACUACGAUGAGGAAUGUUUUUGUCUUAGUUGUAACAAGUAUGUCUGCUGCAAGUGUGCAAUAUCAGAGCAUGUAAAGAAUGCUCACACUAUCCUGGAAGAAGGCGCUUAUGAAACUGCGCAAAAGAAUCAGGUCGAGGAACUUGCAUUUAAAGCGGAUGCAAAGAUACGAGACGUUAUCAAGUAUGUUUCUUCAGUUGUAGACCAGCGUAAAAAGGUGCAUAACUUACAGGAACAAGGCAAGGAUGAAAUAGAUGAGACUUUUGAGGAAUUCGUUCAGAUAUUGAAGGAAAGAAAGACGGUUUUGAAAAAUGAAGUUGAGCACGGCCGGCUAGGGAAGCUCAAGACUUCAUUGGGAGACAUGGAGGAGUCGGGUCGUAAGCAGACAAAACAGAUUAAGAAAGUUCUGGACUUAGUUAUGAAUAGUCUUAAAUUUCCUCUUCAGACAGAGGCUGUGACCUCACAUAAAGCGAAGUGUCAACAGCUGGAAGAGCUUCUAAGACAGAUUGGACCAGAUAAGGAGCUGCCCAGACGAACUGCUGAGGAAGGUGAAAGAAUUAGCUUCAGGAGUCAGGGCACGGAUGAACUCCAGCUGGGCCAGCUACGGUACACGCCGGAAAUCACCGCAAUACGAAUAGAGUGGUGA